AUCAACAUAGAAAACAAAAUGGCUCCAUCCAGUGAGUAAUAACGUGAACGGAACGAGAUGUGGAUAUGUGCCAGUGAGGGAGAUGGGGAGAUACGAUAUCUCUGUAGAUGAGUGGGAAUCACACUGAAUGUAAAGACCCAUUUCAAGAGACCAGAGGAACCACAGAGAAGUUUUAAAUUAAAGAUGGCUCGAACAAGAGCUCAGUGAUGGAAGAUGUUUGUAAUGCAAAGAGACCACGUAUGGCCAUAUUGUUUCCCAUAGAGUAAUAGUCACUUUCAGUAUGAGCAAGAUGGCAACCAAAAUGAAGUCUUCCGUUGAAACUAUACAUUGCACCAACAACAAAUCUUCACUCUAUGUACACCUACACAUACUCUAUCCAAACAAGCACCCCAAGAUGAUAUGUACUAACAAUAUUAUAGCUAAAGCUGCUUCUGCUAAGAAGGCUGUUGUCAAGGGUUCUAACGGUUCCAAGGCCUUGAAGGUGCGUACCUCCACCACCUUCCGUCUUCCAAAGACUUUGAAGCUUACCCGUGCUCCAAAGUACGCUCGUAAGGCUGUUCCACACUACCAAAGAUUGGACAACUACAAGGUCAUUGUUGCCCCAAUUGCCUCUGAAACCGCUAUGAAGAAGGUUGAGGAUGGUAACACCCUUGUUUUCCAAGUUGACAUCAAGGCCAACAAGCACCAAAUCAAGCAAGCCGUCAAGGAUCUUUACGAGGUUGACGUUUUGGCUGUUAACACUUUGAUCAGACCAAACGGUACCAAGAAGGCUUACGUCAGAUUGACCGCUGACCACGAUGCUUUGGAUAUCGCUAACAAGAUUGGUUACAUUUGAAUAAUGGGAUUUGUAUAAGCUUUAAAAAAAAUCAUGAAUGUUUUUAAUCGGUUAACGAAAUUGGAGAGAAAAGGAAACACUAUACUACGUAGAUCUUCUGUAAAGCAUAACAUCAC
Molecule: messenger RNA, 951 nt
Organism: Williopsis jadinii
Lineage: Eukaryota; Fungi; Ascomycota; Saccharomycetes; Phaffomycetales; Wickerhamomycetaceae
Gene: RPL25
Product: 60S ribosomal protein uL23
Exons: 1
Coding region: 302-835 (177 amino acids)
Biological process (GO): translation; ribosomal large subunit assembly
Cellular component (GO): cytosolic large ribosomal subunit; ribosome
Molecular function (GO): rRNA binding; structural constituent of ribosome
Source: RefSeq, a predicted model, not a curated record